Messenger RNA from Neolamprologus brichardi, 4239 nucleotides. RefSeq names its product endothelin 3b (gene edn3b). NCBI's taxonomy places the organism in Eukaryota, Metazoa, Chordata, Actinopteri, Cichliformes, Cichlidae. The record is from RefSeq and is a predicted model, not a curated record. Gene Ontology annotation, biological process: regulation of vasoconstriction; vein smooth muscle contraction; intracellular calcium ion homeostasis. Gene Ontology annotation, cellular component: extracellular region. Gene Ontology annotation, molecular function: endothelin B receptor binding; hormone activity.
ACCGCACUUGUUUUGCGACUGCGGCAGUCUGAAGCUUGGAUUAGAAUAAAUACAUGUUCCCUUCACCUCAGUGUAAAAAUUGCAGGUACAGGAUUUACGGGAUGAAGUCAUUAGAAUGAAAGACGACGACACGUGUUUUUUCAUCUGCGGACCACAUGAACUGCACACGGACACGCGCCAAAGUUAAUGGAUCGAUGAUGGUUGGAGAUUAAUUUGCUUCCUCAUCAGGCGUUUGCUUUAUUUUGUGGAAUAUAUUGAGACAUGGCAAAGAUGCUGUCCAUCCUCACAAGAGUCGUGCUUUUCAAGAUACUGGCAGUUAUUGUCUUGCAAGCUGCUUCUAAUAACGGUAUCUUGGCGUCCCGCGCCUUGGUCCAAUUGGACUCAAAGGUGUUUGGCUCCCGGGGAUCCGCUGGCUCACAGCUGUCUGAGACAACAGAAGCAAAGUCCAGACAAAAGCGCUGCACCUGUUAUUCCUACAAGGAUAAAGAGUGCGUCUACUACUGCCACUUGGAUAUCAUCUGGAUCAACACCCCUGAGCGCACUGUGCCGUACGGAAUGUCGAACUACAGAGGACGUCAGCGAAAACGACGUGGUGUUCAGCCGUCCCAACACGAGGGGGCAGAGACACCGCGCUGCCGUUGUGUUGUGACCGAUGCAGACCCGGAGUGUCGUGAUUUUUGUCUGUCAAGCUUCAUACAGAUCCUCCCAACCCGAAGUCGUCAUAAAAUUCCUGGACUUGGAUGACAGUUUGAUGCACCUCCAUCUUCUUCUCUUCUUCUUCGGUGAAUGGACCCUUCAUUUCUUUCCGUUUGGCACUUUGCCUUCCCAGGUACGCACAGGGAAAGAACUUUGGAGUUUAACACUGCCGACAUUCCUCAGCAUCAUAACUCUUGGAGCAAGUGGGUUUCAGGAACUCAGAAAUUUCAGCAAAUGUGAUACAGACCACGGAGCCUAUCCCCUUUCGAUCCCAUCUGAGAGCCUCAUGAGGAGAACUUUAACCACAGCAUAAUAGCUGGUGACCUUUUGUUAUGCAAAGCUCGUUUAGACCCUCCCUUUGCGUUCAUAUGUAGUUUUAUGAACGGCCUUUGACUCAGUCUUUAAAAAAUAAUGAGAUCAUAUCAAUGUAUAUAGGAAGACGGAGGUAUUUUCACAAAAAUGCUGUAGAGGGAAAAGCGCCAGGAGGAGCUAUGUAAAGCAGGAUGAAGCCAUGAUAUUUUGAUGUUUUGCCUGAUACUUUGCCAUUAAAACACCAUUCCACAAUGGAGAAUGCCACUUGUGUUAUGAGGCAUAUUAUUGAGUUUAUGUAGCCUGUAUGGAGAGCAUUUAAUUAUAUUAUUUGUUAAAACCAUUAUUGAUGUUCAUCAAGCUUUCAUCUCAGUUCCACAGCAAACUCAGAUUAAUAACAACUUCAGAGCCAGUGAACUGCUUUAUGGUGUAUAGCUAGGAUUCAUGUAAAAAACAACUAUGCAAUGCAUCUUAUUAUAUCAUUACCCUUCAGCUAUGCAAUAAAUACAUUUAUUCAGUGUCCUCUAACAGAUUCUGAGUAAACAAACUUUGCUUAUUUAUUCUCUAAAAUGUUUGCACCUUUCAGAAUUUAGAGUAAAAGUAACAAAAAUAUUCUCACGGCAGAAAAACUGCAGUUAAUAUAAACUAAAGCCAAGUCAGAUUACGCAGACUGCUCUAGAAAAUCAAACAGGAAAAUUACAGGAGUAAAUGUUAGUGUCUGUUGCUUAAUUUAUGGAGUUUAAAAUGAGGAAGCUCUAAUAACUGACUUAUAUUAGGCCCUCGAGCUUAAACUAGCAUUACAGUGUUUUUCACAUAUUUCAUGUGUAGUCGCAGGUUUGGGAAUGCAGCUCCGGAAUUAAACUUGUCAAAAUUGGCAUCUGUGUGCAAGAAAGAUAAGACAAAGAAUGAGAGGCCGUGAACAUUAAGUAAUGUGAUAAUAUUGAUUGUGGAAAAAAAGUAGUAUUGUUAUACUUAAAGAGCUACUUUUUAAUGUGAGGAGAACAAGACCGUGUCUAUAGUUUUAUAGUUUAUAGUUUUGUUAAAGAAUCCAGUGUUGAAAGCAAGCAUAUGCCAUGAUAUGAUAUGUAACACAUUGGAUGCACAGAGUCAAAACUAUGCAUGCAUUUUCCAAAUUAUGUAUAUACUUUCAAAAAUCUCCUCACUUUGUGUUGUAUGUAUAGUGUGUGUGAAUUGUAUGUACAUUUAAAAGCUCGUAUUCCCAUUCCUUAAUCAACCGUUAAACAUAGCAGGUCAAUAAAAAAGAAGCUUACUCGAAAUAGAGGUGGGAGCCAGGAUUUCCUUUAACUGCAUGACAAAACAUCAUUAACACUGGCAGUAACAGUGGUUUACUGUAGAGAUGAAAUAACUUUUCUUCCUGUAAGACUGGUAACUUUAUAUAAUCUGUUAGCCAGUAAUAGUGACUAUUUUCAUGUUAUUUACUUGUUGUAUGCUUUUUAUUAAAACAGGUGUGACUCUUAAUCUUUGGACAAGAUAUCAGGAGAAUUUACAUGUAAAUCCUUUCAGUUAUAUAAGUGAACCUUUUUAUAUGGUGUGACAAAAUUUCACAAUUCUUUUUCACCAUUGUGUAAAUCCUGCUUUUUCUUUAAAUUCUCUUUCUGCGUAUUUGAUCCUCACGCCAUACAAAUACUUCAUUACAAAUAUACAACUGCCUCAGACUGUGUAAAUGUACAAUAAGUACCCAGACCCGGUGAAGUGAAAUUCUUUCAUCAGAAAUUGAGCUUCUCUGGUCUAGAAAAGUGGUCUGAUGUGGGGAGGUACUGAGUGCAGCACAGCUGGGUAGCCUCAGGGUUUGUUGUCUGUUGGGUGUGCAUAAGGUCAAUCACAGUGCUUUAACUCUUUUCACCAAAAAUUACUUACUUGUAGCGAUCACAUGUGCUGAGUUGAAUUUAUUAUCUACGCUCUAGCCCAACUCAUGCUCAGAUUGUGAGAUGGGAACUGCCACCACAUGUAUACAAAUAUUUUAUCUCUCUAAGCCAGUGCCCCAUUGUACAGUAUUUAAUACAUUUAAAAUCUAAAACUUGAUAUUAAUAAUUAUACAAGUUUCAUCACCUGCUUUUUUUCUUGUGCUAAAAAAAGAUGAGCAAUAAAUAAAGCCAAUACCAGGAGUUACAAUGUUUUUCAGCAGAUACUGUGAGAAGCUGAUAUAAGCUGUGGUUUGUGAUGCUUUCUUUCAAUCUUGGAUCUUGGAAUAACAAAGUUAUCCAGAUAAUGGUAUAAUGUCCUUGUAAUCUAUGCAAAAGAAAAUAUUUCUCCAUGUGCUCACGAGAUAACUUUCUAAUUAAUUUGAGUCUUUGUUUUCUCAAGAACAGGAGGAAAAUGUAUUUUCAUUAUAAGAAAACAUGUUGGCUCUCCUGAGAUUGUGAGAUAAUUUGCCUUGUGAUAACAUAUUUUUAAAAAUCGCGACCAUGGUCACUUUUUGCUGUUGUUGUUGUUUUUACAUUUUUGUUUUACAUUUUAUCCAUUAAGGCGUUAUUUUGUUUGAAAUUUCUCUCACACAACACCUUCCCCUUGUAGACAGACUGAGGUCAUAUGGACCCUCUGAAACACUAAUACCACCUAUCGUCUUGGAAUGUCACUCUAAGUCCACCCUAAAUAAGCCUACCCUGGAGCCUCAGUGUAAACCUACAGUGAGCAAGGUCUUAUUCCCACAGUAUACCAUGGGAAAUAUUUCCGAGCAGACAUCCUGACUAUUCAACAGCAGGUUCAGGGCCCCUGUGUGGCUUACAGUUUGCUGUUUAUGUUCUGGGUCAUUAAAUAAAUGAGCCCGGUGUGUCAUAGAGUGAACUUACCGGUCCUAAUCACUGAUAAUAAAGAUUGCUCCUUUCACAACAGAUUAUCCAGAUAUGAUAAAAUCAUCAAGAUGCUUAAUUACAUUUAUUGUUUGUUUAUGUUCAAUUUAUUUUGAUCAUGUAAACAACAUACAGAAGAUCAUUAAGGAAAGAAAAGAAAAAAGAAAUACUUCACAAAAUCCACGUCAAUAUUGCUUCACCUAUUCUGAUUCAGUUACAUAUAGAAAAGUACAGCAUCUUAACAAAUAUGAUAUGACAAUUAUGAUAUUAUGUUGCUCAAAUGCACACUACCUGAGUCUAAUGGAGCCCACCUUCUACAUCGAACAUGAUAUUUGUUGUCAUUUUACAGUUGUUUGUAAACAAAAUGUAAUGUUUUGUGAUGUGAAUAUGCAUUAAAGUCUUUUAUGCUUUGAUUAAAUAAUAA